AUGCAUAUGCGCGUUUUGUUUGUUACAUUGUUGCAGUCGGUCUGCAGCGACUUUCAGACUCUCGCGCAUAUGAGAGCGAAGGCCAGCGACAAAAGCCAGUCCAGAGCUGUGGUGGAUCUGCUCCGGAGACUGCUGGGAAACAGAUCUCGGGAUUUCAUCGUGUCAGUCAACAGGACUCUGUCUAAUGACACUCUAGACGUGUGUGAGCUGCGAUCCGCGAAGAACAACAAGAUCCUGGCGGUGGGCAGCACGGGGGUCGCGGUGGCCACCGGUAUAUACAACUAUCUCAAAUACUUCUGCAACUGUCAUGUGUCCUGGUCUGGAGAUCAGUUAAAUAUCCCCCGACCCCUGCCUCCUCUCACCGGCGUCCUGCGCAUCAACACCCCGCACAGGUUCAGGUACUAUCAGAACGUAUGUACCCAGAGUUACUCCUCCGUGUGGUGGGACUGGCCCAGAUGGCAAAUGGAGAUUGAUUGGAUGGCACUGAAUGGCAUAAACCUUCCUCUGGCAUUCACUGGACAGGAAGUGCUAUGGCAGGAGGUUUAUCUGUCUCUCGGUCUGAACCAGACUGAGCUGGAUCGCUUCUUCACAGGUCCAGCUUUCUUAGCGUGGAACCGCAUGGGAAACCUGUUUCAGUGGGGAGGACCACUUCCUCAGUCUUGGCACGUCAAACAGCUCUACCUGCAGGUACUGAACAUCUUAAAAAAAAUGAGAUCUUUUGGGAUGAUACCUGUAUUGCCUGCUUUUUCAGGAAUCGUACCUGAAGGUAUUACCAGGUUGUUCCCCCAAGCAAAUGUGACCAAGCUGAACCCCUGGAGCCAUUUUAACUGCACCUACUCCUCCGCCUAUGUGCUUGACCCACGCGAUCCACUUUUCCAGCGAAUAGGAGCGCUCUUUUUGACCCAGGUCAUUAAGGAGUUCGGAACAGACCACAUUUACAACACCGACACCUUUAAUGAGAUGGUCCCAGCCUCUUCGGACCCCGCUUACCUGGCGUCUAUCAGCCGUGCCGUUUUCAAUACAAUGACUUCAGUGGACCCUCAAGCAAUUUGGCUGAUGCAGGGCUGGUUAUUUAUCAGUAACCCUUCGUUCUGGAAACCAGACCAGGUCAAGGCACUGUUACACGGCGUCCCCCUGGGGCGCAUGAUUGUCCUGGAUCUCUUUGCUGAAUCCAUGCCUGUCUACUCUUCCACAAACUCCUUCUACAGCCAGCCGUUUAUUUGGUGCAUGCUGCACAACUUUGGAGGGAAUAGCGGUCUGUUUGGAACGGUGGAAAGCAUUAACUCCGGCCCCUUCAAUGCCAUCCGCUUCCCGAAUUCAACCCUAGUGGGUUUGGGUUUGACUCCCGAAGGCAUCGAACAGAAUCCAGUCAUUUACGAACUUAUGAGUGAGCUGGCCUGGCGCAAAGAACCCGUCAACCUUUCCAAGUGGGUGUCGCUGUACGCCCUGCGGCACUACGGUAGUAUGGAUGAGAACCUGACGGCGGCCUGGCAACUCUUGUUUCAUAGUGUGUAUAACUGCACUCUUCCGCAAUACAAGAACCACAACCGGAGUCCAUUGGUACAUCGUCCGUCCCUGCGGAUGCAAACAGACAUUUGGUACGAACCGACUGACUUCUACAAAGCAUGGAAGCUUCUGUUCGAAGCCGCGCCAGGGUUAGCCACUCUGGAAACUUUCCGGUACGAUCUUGUGGACGUGACGCGACAAGCGCUUCAGCUUCUUACAACGGAGUUCUACAAGGAAAUACGAAAUGCUUUCCAGGUAAACCCAAACUUAAGAGUUAUGCCUGAUGUCGAUGAACUAGCAAGAAAUUGCUCAAAUUGA
Messenger RNA from Sinocyclocheilus rhinocerous, 1824 nucleotides. Its product is annotated as alpha-N-acetylglucosaminidase-like. The transcript has 7 exons. The record is from RefSeq and is a predicted model, not a curated record. Lineage: Eukaryota; Metazoa; Chordata; Actinopteri; Cypriniformes; Cyprinidae. Bases 1 to 1824 code for a protein of 607 amino acids.